UUACCACAGAUUCGUAAGCUCUGGCCGCUGCACCCAGACACAACUUAAGCGGCAUUUAAACACGCCCUCUUUCCACAGAUGCCAAACCCAACCAGCGUCUGCUCUGUGGCUUCCUCCUCUGCUUGAAGUACGUUUCCACUCCAGGCAGCCGAGAUCUGACAUAUUCAGGCUCUCUCCAGGAGCACCUAUUAAAAAGCUUCCGCCCUGGGACAUGUGUUUAUGAACGUUACCUUUGAACGAUCCUGGAUACCAACAGAGAGCUGUCUCCUCACGCUGAUCUUCAGCCGCUUACACUCCUCUUCUGCACUGUAAUUCAUCUGCAGGGAUCUAAGAUGAAAACAAUUGAAUCUGGCGUAAAUUCACACAAGCUUAAGUGAAGAAGAAUUUGAAGGAUCAUCCAUCAGGAUCUAAAUAAGUCUCCUGGCAGGGAACCCAAGUCUAGUUUCACAAGGAAGUUUCUGCCUGACUGUGGAAGAUGACCAACUGUACCAUUGACCACGGGAUCCAUCAGAAGGUGUUCCCCACUGUUUAUAUCUUGGUCUUCAUCAUCGGCUUGCCCACUAACCUGCUAUCGCUGUACCAUAGCUACCUGCAGAUCAAGCACAGGAAUGAACUAGGGAUCUAUCUCUGCAACCUAACCAUUUCCGACCUCUUGUACCUCACCUCCCUGCCCUUGUGGGUGCAGUACAUCCUGCAGCACGACGACUGGAUCUUUUCACCAGAGCUAUGCAAGCUCAGUGGCCUGCUCCUCUACCAGAACAUCUACAUCAGCAUUGGCUUCCUCUGCUUCAUCUCCGUCAACCGCUUCCUGGCCGUCACCUAUCCCAUGAACUUUAAGUCCAUGCACACCAUGAAAGCUGCACUCCUCAUCAGUGCCGUUAUCUGGAUCAAGGAGAUUAUGGUCUGCACCCUCUUCAUUGGCAGUAAAGUCCUCAGCAAGGAUGAUGAAAAUGAUACCUUGUGCUUCGAGCACUACCCCCUGAGCAAGAAGGACAUCAACUUAAAUAUUUACCGUCUCUCCAUUGGCUUCUUCCUCCCGCUUGCCUUGUUACUCUUCUCCUACUGCAAGGUGCUGUCGGUGGUCCAUAAGAGUCACGGACUCCAACUGGAAAGGAAGCUCAGGAUUAAAAGGCUGGUGUCUGCAACCAUCAUCAUUUUCUUGGUCUGCUUUGCUCCCUAUCACAUUUUCCUGAUGGUGCGGACCUUCUUCGAGCGAAGCUGUGAAUUUGUUGUUAACAUUUUUGACGUCUAUCACUGUGGGCUUCUGCUGACCAGUUUAAACUGUGUGGCCGAUCCUAUCUUGUACUGUUUUGUCUCCCGCAGCUCACAAGGCUGGCUGGCCAGGUUUCUAGACCCUAUAACAAGCCUCAUCCGCUGCCAAAGGAGGGAAAGAGUUCAGAUGCUGGAGAUGAACGCUAAGUUGCCGAUCACAAACAGCACAAAAUUUACAUUUAAGGACAAUGAGAGAGAGAUAGAGAAUGGUUACAAUAAUGGAGCAAAGAUCCAACUUGAUAGAUAUCCCCAGUAAUACUUCCAAGGACCAA
Messenger RNA from Mobula hypostoma (lesser devil ray), 1544 nucleotides. Its product is annotated as ovarian cancer G-protein coupled receptor 1-like. Gene Ontology annotation, molecular function: G protein-coupled receptor activity. The transcript has 2 exons. The record is from RefSeq and is a predicted model, not a curated record. NCBI's taxonomy places the organism in Eukaryota, Metazoa, Chordata, Chondrichthyes, Myliobatiformes, Myliobatidae. Bases 476 to 1528 code for a protein of 350 amino acids. Gene Ontology annotation, biological process: cellular response to pH; G protein-coupled receptor signaling pathway. Gene Ontology annotation, cellular component: membrane.